AUGAAGGGGAAAAAGAAAGGCGCUAAAGGAACGAAGAAGAAAAAGGCGGCCCAAGAGAUUAUUAUGGACCAAGAAGUUCUCUGCGGCCUCUUCUGGGCAACUUUCUGGUUGCGUAAUAAGUCACCGCAGCGGUCGAAGGAAAUGCUCGACAACAUUUCCGGACGAAUCGAUGCAGCUGGUGAAGAGGAGCGCAGGAUAUACACCAACAUCGGAAAGCAUGUCGAGCGAGCAUUGAAAAAAAUAUAUAGGAGUCCUUUGGCGAUCAGAUCGGGCCAACGAGUAGAGUUGAAGGAAACGAUGGAGGAGAACGUCGAUCAGUAG
This is a messenger RNA of Perkinsus marinus ATCC 50983, 321 nucleotides long. RefSeq lists its product as hypothetical. Bases 1 to 321 code for a protein of 106 amino acids. Lineage: Eukaryota; Perkinsozoa; Perkinsida; Perkinsidae. The transcript is spliced from 3 exons. The record is from RefSeq and is a predicted model, not a curated record.